AUGAUUGUUGGAGUGUAUGUUGAUGAUCUCAUUGUGACAGGAAGCAACACUGAAGAAGUCAAGAGAUUCAAGGAGCAAAUGAUGAUGGAAUUUGAGAUGAGUGACUUGGGACCUCUUUCCUAUUACUUGGGGAUUGAAGUAGAGCAGCAGAAGGACCGGAUACUACUCAAACAAUUAGCUUAUGCCAAAAAAGUUCUGUCUCAAUUUGGAAUGGCAGAUUGCAAUACAGCAAAAUACCCAAUGGAACCCAAGAUAAUUGUGGAGAGUAUCGGAGAGGGAGUUACAGAGCUUGCACCCGGCGAUCAUAUCCUCCCUGUGUUCAUCAGAGAGUGCAAGGAUUGUGCUCACUGCAAGUCAGAGGAAAGCAAGAUGUCCACCCUUCUAAGAAUUAACACUGACAUAGGAGUGAUGAUUGGGGAUGGACUAUCAAGGUUCUUGAUUAAUGGCAAACCUAUAUAUCACUUUGUCAGAACCUCAACAUUCAGUAAAUGCACUGUUAUUCAUGUCAAUGUCGCAAAGCCUCCCAAAGGUUCAUUAGUUGUUGUUUUUGGAUUGGGAGCUAUCAACCUUGUUGCUGCAGAAGGGGCCAGAAUAGCAGGGGCUUCAAGGAUUAUUGGUGUUGAUGUGAAUCCAAGAAGAUUUCUUGAAGAUUUUUCCUUUUUUUGUGUAAACGAGUUUGUGAAUCCAAAGGACUAUCAAAAGCCAUUUCAAGAGGUGCUUGCUGAAAUGACUGACGGUGGAGUUGAUCGGAGCAUCAAAUGCACCAGCAACAUUGAUGCCAUGAUAUUGGCUUUUGAAUGCGUUCAUGAUGGUUGGAGUGUUGCUGUUCUUGUCAGAGUGCCUCACAAAGAUGCUGUGUUUAAGACGCACCACCCUAUGAAUGUUCUCAAUGAAAUAACACUCAAGGGAACAUUCUUUGGUAACUGCACGCUUCACUCUGAUCUCCCUGUUGUUGUUGAGAGAUAUAUGAACAAGGAGCUAGAGCUGGAGAAGUUCAUCACUCAUGAAGUCCCAUUCUUUAGAUUUCCUGCGAGUUUGUUGCCAAACAAAAUAAGCCUGGCCUCUGGCCUUCGGCCAGUUCUUGUCGUUCAUACAAAGUAG
This is a messenger RNA of Dioscorea cayenensis subsp. rotundata (Guinea yam), 1101 nucleotides long. RefSeq names its product alcohol dehydrogenase 1-like. NCBI's taxonomy places the organism in Eukaryota, Viridiplantae, Streptophyta, Magnoliopsida, Dioscoreales, Dioscoreaceae. Gene Ontology annotation, molecular function: S-(hydroxymethyl)glutathione dehydrogenase [NAD(P)+] activity; zinc ion binding. Gene Ontology annotation, biological process: formaldehyde catabolic process. Gene Ontology annotation, cellular component: cytosol. The record is from RefSeq and is a predicted model, not a curated record.